Messenger RNA from Egretta garzetta (little egret), 3171 nucleotides. RefSeq names its product coiled-coil domain containing 33 (gene CCDC33). NCBI's taxonomy places the organism in Eukaryota, Metazoa, Chordata, Aves, Pelecaniformes, Ardeidae. The transcript is spliced from 23 exons. Gene Ontology annotation, cellular component: peroxisome. The record is from RefSeq and is a predicted model, not a curated record. The coding region runs from base 1 to 3171 and encodes 1056 amino acids.
AUGGCGGGCAAGGCAGGGGAGCCUCGCAUCCCCCUGGCCCUGCAGCGCUCCCGGCUGAAGGCUGAAGAGAAGACCCUGGAUUUUGAGUUCGAGGUGGUGAGUGCCCAGUUUAACCGGCAGGGCCGCUACGCCCUGCGGCUCACUGUGGAGAACCCGCUGCUGCGGGGCUCCAGCGCUGGCAUCCAGCUCUGCAUCAACAGCGGGGAGGUUGUUCAGGGCAGCACUGGCACCACCGACACCAUUGAGCAGCGUGACCUCGGCCAGGUCUACUCCUUCCAGAAAAGGAAAUUCACCUUCACCCUGCCCAAAGGUUUCUGCAAGAACGACAAGAACCACGACGUGCGGCUCCACAUUGAGGCCCUGCACUUUCCCAGGAGGGCAGAGAGGAUGUGGAGGAGCCAGCGGGUGGGUGAAGCCUUCUUUGCCAUCUAUCCCCGCACCAACCAGCCCCGGAUGAAGCUCUCCGCUGGGAGGGAUGAGGACUGGUACCACUACAGCGCCGUGAUGGCUUUGCUGCGGGUGGGCAGCAAGCAGCCAGCGAUGCACUGCGGCCGGCUGGCCCUCACCGCCCGCCUGCACGAGCACCGGGCACCCACCACACAGGCUCUACCCCCGCCACUCUCCCCCGGCACCCAGGAGGACCAGCAAGCACCAGGCACAGCCCCAGCAUCCCCAACCCUGGCUGCUCCUGUCCCCAGCCACUCGCUCUGUACACCUGAGUCUGCUUACCACUCGUUGCCCACCGAGGACCAUACCCGCUCCCCUGAGAGGCUGCGGGCUGACCCUGCAUUCAGCUCCUCCCCGGAGUUUCUGAGUAACUCAGCAGACAAGCAUCCUUCCUCCUCCUCCUCCUCCUCCUCCUCCUCCUCUCUCUCCCUGCCUGUCCCUGCGAUGAGCCGCUGCAGCUUCCACCUCUCCUCACCAGGCUACAGCCCUGAUCUGGCCUCCUCACCAGCGCAGGUAUCCAAGUCCCCCGCCGGGAUGGAAGAGCCAGGGCACCCACCGAGGGCUGGCAGGGGACACGUGGCCCGCGUGGGGAAGGAAGCCAUCACUGUCACCCUCCACUGUGCCAGCAACCUGCCAGCUACGCGGGAGGGCCGGGUGCCGUGGCCAUAUGUCAUCGUUAAGACCAGCAGAGGGGACGAGCAGAAGCCGGAGGCGACCCGUGCAUCCUCAGUGCCCACCCAUGCACCCACCUGGGAGGAGGAGGUGACGGUGGAAAUGGAUGCUGAAGAUGCGAGCCAGGCAGCCCUGACCCUCACCGUGGCAGACAAAGCCACCAAGGAGGCGUUGGGGACCUUCCAGCUGCUGGUGCAGCACCUCCAGCCCUUCCAGCCCCACCACUGCCGGCUGGUGCUGCCGAGGACGCGGGACCCGGCGGGGAUGGUCCUGUGUAUCACCGUCAUCCGCAGAGGGAGCUUCGUUCCUCGCUGCCGUGGAUUGAGCUACGUGGCCUUGGAGGUGCUGCUGCGGGGGCUGGGGGCCCCCCUGGCCACCCCCCUGGGGGCCCUCGUCGCCGUGGCCAGUGUUGUGACCAACAUUGGGGAGUACAAGCACCGCAUGGAGAAACACCCCCUUGCCUGUCCCAGCAUCAGCCCCACCACCAUCAUGUUCCCGGACCCUCCGGCGGCAGCCUUCAGCAUCGCCCGCACUGCCAACCACGGCUGCCCACAGAUGUCCCGACCAGCCGGGCCCCCAGAGCAGCCGACCUGGGACACCUCCUUCCUCUUCCAAGGCCGAGAUGUGGCCACCAUCUUCUCCGAAGAUGCCGCCCUGGUGAUCGAAUAUUAUCCGUACAAAGCCAUGUGGGAUCCUCCAGAAACCCUCAUUCCCGUGGGAUACUCGGUGCUGCCCCUCACCAGCCACGUUUUUCGGGAGCUGACGGCACAGAGCGGUGGGAUGCACGUGGACGGUCUCGUCAUACAGGGCACGGACCUCAAAACCAUGUCUGGGGCCAUCCCGACUGUGGGGCUCUGCCUGCAGCUCCUUCGAUCAGAGAGACUGGCGGCGUUCCCACCCCCAUCGGGCAGCCAUGCUCUCCCCAGCCCGGACCCUGCCGCCACCGGCACACUCGAGAGGGGCGAAGAGCUGUGGGCAGCCCCCAUGCACCCAUUUUCUUGCCAGCUCCACCAAGAUGAUGUGUCCCUCCCGGCAGCUGCUGCUGUGGCCAGCAUCCUGCCUGGAGAGCAACCGUUCCCACGCAGGAUGGGAGCGCCGGUGGAGGAGCAGAGGUCCCAGGAGAUCAUCGGGGACCACCAGGAGCCGGUGAGUGCUGGGGAGGCUAGAGGACAGGAGGUGAGCAGCUACCGCCUGGCGCUGAAGCAGAUGGCGGGGGACCUCCUCUCCCUGCGCCGGCAUGUCGCCAGCCUGGAGGUGGAGAACGGGCACCUGCGGCAUAGCCUGGCCUCGCAAGAGGAGCUGGGCCAUGCUCUGCUCGCCGACGGGGACCUGGACAUCAUGACCCGGGAGGAACUGCUGGACAGGCUUGCCACCCUCAAGCGCAAGUUGGUGGCCAGCACGGCGGAGAUGAGGAGGCUGAAGGACCGUGUCCAGCAGCUGCAGAAUGAGCUGAUCCGGAAAAAUGACCGGGAGAAGGAACUGGUGCUGCUCCAGCGAGCCCACUGGCAGCAGCAAGCCACGCUGCGGAGGUGCCAGGAGAAGGUGGCCAAGACGAAGGGCUUGGAGGAGACGGUGCGACAGCAGGAGAAGGUGAUCAAGGCAAUGGAGCAGGUGCUGCAGGAGAAGCUCACCGGGGUGGGCAGGAGGCCUGAGAAGCCAGCGGGUGAAGCCCUCUCCGGGGAGGUGUAUACCAUGCUGCUGGCCGAGAACCGCAGCCUGCUGGAGGAGCUGGCGAGGCCCCUCCACCCCUCGCCACCCACCCGGCGGCCCCUAGCCUUGCUGGGUGUUUUUGGGGGUGCGGAGAAGCUGUCUUUGCUGGCCAGGCUGGAGGAGGCACAAGCCCGUGGGUGGGUGAUGGAGAGGCAGCUGGAGGAGGCGGCCAGGAGGUGGGGACGCGAGAAGCAGGAGCUGGGCACUCGUCUGCUGGAGCGGGAGCACAGCUUCCCCCACGCUCCCACCUCGAACCUGCCAGUGAUCCCCCCCUUGAGAAGACCCCGGGCCCUGGCCCCCCUGCCCCAGCCCGUGCCCGGCGAGAGAGACAGAGAAACCUAA